This is a messenger RNA of Rhodamnia argentea, 1117 nucleotides long. Its product is annotated as RHOMBOID-like protein 2. Gene Ontology annotation, cellular component: membrane. Gene Ontology annotation, biological process: proteolysis. Gene Ontology annotation, molecular function: serine-type endopeptidase activity. The coding region runs from base 1 to 993 and encodes 330 amino acids. The record is from RefSeq and is a predicted model, not a curated record. The transcript is spliced from 5 exons. NCBI's taxonomy places the organism in Eukaryota, Viridiplantae, Streptophyta, Magnoliopsida, Myrtales, Myrtaceae.
AUGUCGAACUCGAACCGAGAUCUCGAGCUAGGAGCUGAAAAGAAGAGACCCUGGAAAGCCGACAACCAUUACUACGCCGCGGCGACCACCUAUGUGGAGGAGGAUGGCGAGUGGACCCCGUGGCUGAUCCCCAUGUUCAUCUUGGCCAGCGUCGUGCUCUUCGUCGCCGUCAUGUACGUCAACGACUGCCCCGAGAAGAGCUUGCGCACCUACGGCGGCUGUGUCGCCAAGUUCCUGGGCCGGAUCUCGUUCCAGCCUCUCAAAGAGAAUCCUCUCUUCGGUCCCUCUUCUUCUACAUUGGACAGGAUGGGGGCUCUGGACUGGAACAAGAUAGUGCACCAGAAACAAGGUUGGAGACUGAUCACUUGUAUGUGGUUGCACGCCGGCGUCAUUCAUCUGCUUGCCAACAUGUUGUGCUUGGCCUUCGUUGGCAUCUGCCUCGAGCAGCAAUUCGGCUUCGUGCGGGUGGCGACGAUCUACCUAUUGUCUGGAUUUGGCGGAAGCAUUCUUUCUUCGCUUUUCAUUCAGAGCCGAAUAUCAGUCGGUGCUUCCGGUGCUCUCUUCGGCCUCGUAGGAGCCAUGGUUUCCGAGCUCAUCACUAACUGGACCAUCUACACCAACAAGGCUGCAGCUCUUUUCAUGCUGAUCAUCAUAAUAGCGCUCAAUUUAGGACUCGGAGUCCUUCCUCACGUAGACAACUUUGCCCACAUCGGCGGGCUAUUGACGGGCUUCCUUCUCGGCUUCAUCCUCCUCGUUCGCCCCCAGUUCGGGUGGGUGGAUCGUCAGUACCUUGGAGCUGAGGCUCAUGCCAAGAAGUCGAAGCACAAGGCUUACCAGUACUUGCUGUGGCUUCUUGCCCUUGUUCUAUUGAUCAUCGGAUUCAUAAUCGGGCUGGUGAUGCUGUUUAAAGGAGAGUCCGCGAAUGAUCAUUGCAGUUGGUGCCAUUACCUGAGCUGCGUGCCGACGUCAAAAUGGCACUGCGGGAACCGAUGAAAUCUGCAGAUGAACUACCAUUCCUUGUCAUCGAUCUCCCGUGCUUUUUUUUUUUUUCUCUUUCCAUGAAUGUUCACCAUAUGUUGAUUGGACUUGAUUAUAAUGCAAAAAUUUGUCAUGUAAA